Necator americanus (New World hookworm) is the source of this 441-nucleotide messenger RNA. RefSeq lists its product as uncharacterized. Gene Ontology annotation, molecular function: RNA binding; structural constituent of ribosome. Bases 1 to 441 code for a protein of 146 amino acids. Gene Ontology annotation, cellular component: ribosome; cytosolic small ribosomal subunit. Lineage: Eukaryota; Metazoa; Nematoda; Chromadorea; Rhabditida; Ancylostomatidae. The record is from RefSeq and is a predicted model, not a curated record. Gene Ontology annotation, biological process: translation; maturation of SSU-rRNA from tricistronic rRNA transcript (SSU-rRNA, 5.8S rRNA, LSU-rRNA). The transcript has 3 exons.
AUGACAAGGCAGGAGCCUAUUCAAGCUGUCCAGACGUUCGGCCGCAAGAAGACCGCCACCGCUGUGGCACAUUGCAAGAAAGGACGUGGUCUAAUCAAAGUGAAUGGACGACCCCUGGAACAUCUCGAACCUCAGAUCCUCCGCAUGAAAUUGCAGGAACCUUUGUUGGUGGUUGGCAAGGAACGCUUCCAGGACGUCGAUAUCCGAAUUCGUGUUAGCGGUGGAGGUCACGUAGCUCAGAUUUAUGCUGUCCGACAAGCCCUCGCGAAGGCUCUGGUAGCUUACUACCACAAGUACGUUGAUGAACAAAGCAAGAAAGAGCUUAAAGACCAGUUCUUUGCUUACGACAAGGCCCUUCUUGUUGCGGAUCCUCGCCGCAGUGAGGCAAAGAAGUUCGGUGGACCUGGAGCUCGCGCCCGCUACCAGAAAUCUUACCGUUAA